AUGACCCUCCGGUUUUUGCUUCUGACCUGCCUUUUCCUGCGCAUCUCUGAUUCCUAUGAGUUCUUCACCAAAGCAAAUUAUUCUAGAAGCUAUCCUUGUGAUGAGAGAAGACAAAAUGGCUCUGUUAUAGCAGAGUGCAACAGCCGUCGACUGCAAGAAGUUCCCCAAACAGUGGGCAAGUAUGUGACAGAACUAGACCUGUCUGAUAAUUACAUCACACACAUAACAAAUGAAUCAUUUCAAGGGCUGCAGAAUCUUACUAAAAUAAAUCUAAACCACAAUGCCAACCCACAACACCUGAAUGAAAAUCCUGAUACAAACAAAAAUGGCAUGAAUAUCACAGAUGGGGCGUUCCUCAACCUACAAAACCUAAACCAGUUACUGCUUGAAGACAACCAGUUAUACCAAAUACCUGCUGUUUUGCCAGGGUCUUUGAAGGAACUUAGUCUAAUUCAAAACAACAUAAUUUGGGUAACUAAAAAGAACACUUCUGGGCUUACGAAUCUGGAAAGGCUCUACUUGAGCUGGAACUGCUAUUUUGGCAAUAAUUGUGAUAAUAAAACUUUCGACAUAGAAGACGGAACGUUUGCAAGUCUUACGAAUUUGAAGGUGCUGUCACUGUCUUUUAAUAAGCUUGUCCAUGUGCCACCUAAACUGCCAGACUCCUUAAGAGAACUUUAUCUUAGCAAUGCCAAGAUUAAAAUCAUCAGUCAGGAAGAUUUCAAGGGAUUGAGAAAUUUAAGAGUGCUAGAUUUAAGCGGGAACUGUCCGAGGUGUUUCAACGCCCCAUUUCCCUGUACACCGUGUGAAGGAGGUUCUUCAAUUCAGAUCCAUCCUCUUGCUUUUCAAACCCUGACAGAACUUCGCUACCUGAACCUCUCUAGCACUUCCCUCCGGAAGAUUCCGGCAACGUGGUUUGAGAAUAUGCAUAAUCUGAAGGUGCUGCAUCUGGAAUUCAAUUAUUUAGUUGACGAGAUGGCCUCUGGGGAAUUUUUAACAAAACUGCCCUCCUUGGAAAUUCUUGACUUAUCUUUUAACUACGUAAAGGCGAAAUAUCCAAAAUAUAUUAAUAUUUCCCGAAACUUCUCUAAUCUUAAGUUGCUCCAGGCAUUGCACUUAAGAGGUUAUGUGUUCCAGGAACUUAGAGCAGAAGACUUCCAGCCCCUGAUGAGUCUCUCAAAUCUAAAGACUAUCAACUUGGGUGUCAACUUUAUUAAGCAAAUCAAUUUUACACUUUUCCGUAAUUUCUCCAACCUGACGAUCAUUUACUUGUCAGAAAACAGAAUAUCACCCUUGGUAAAUGAUAUCCAGCAAAAUGACCUAAGUGGUUCCUCUUCUCCAAGUCAUGUCCUUAAGCCACGCUCAGCGGAUGUUGAGUUUGACCCACAUUCAAAUUUUUAUCAUAACACCAAUCCUUUAAUAAGGCCACAAUGUUCAGUUUAUGGCAAAGCCUUAGAUUUAAGCCUGAACAGUAUUUUCUUCAUUGGGCGAGAGCAAUUUGAAGCUUUUCAUGACAUCGCCUGCUUAAAUCUGUCUUCAAAUGGCAACGGUCAAGUGCUACAUGGGACUGAAUUUUCAGCCGUGCCGCAUAUCAAAUAUUUGGAUCUGACAAACAAUAGACUAGACUUUGACGAUGACAACGCUCUCAGUGAUCUGCCCGAGUUAGAAGUUCUAGAUCUCAGCUACAAUGCACACUACUUCCGAAUAGCAGGGGUGACGCACCGCCUGGGAUUUAUUCAAAAUUUAACACAACUGAAAGUUUUAAACUUGAGCCACAACAGCAUUUAUACUUUAACGGAGCAAGACCUGAAAAGCAUGUCCCUGGAAGAAUUAGUUUUCAGUGGAAACCGCCUUGACAUUUUGUGGAAUGCUGAAGGUGACAAGUACUGGAAAAUUUUUACAAGUCUCAGGAAUCUGACACGGCUCGAUUUAUCCUUGAAUAACCUUAGGCGCAUCCCAAACGAAGCUUUCCUGAACUUGCCCCAGAGUCUCACCCAACUCUACAUAAAUGAUAACGUGUUAAAUUUCUUUAACUGGACAUUACUCCAACAGUUUCCACAUCUCCAGGUGCUGGACUUGAGUGGAAACAGGCUAUCCUCUAUAACUAACAGCCUCUCCAAAUUCACACCUUCCCUGCGGACGCUGCUACUGCAUCGAAACAGGAUUUCUCACCUGCCCUCCAGCUUUCUUUCCGAAGCCAGCGGUCUGGUCCACCUUGAUUUGAGUUCCAACCUGCUGAAGAUGAUCAACAAAUCCACGCUUCAAACUAAGACCAACACCAGUUUAACCAUUUUGGAACUAGGUAGAAACCCUUUUGACUGUACCUGUGACAUUGGAGAUUUUCGAAGAUGGAUGGAUGAAAAUCUGAAUGUCACAAUCCCUAGGUUGACAGACAUCGUCUGCUCUAGUCCUGGGGAUCAAAGAGGGAAGAGCAUCAUGAGUCUGGAGCUAACAACUUGUAUUUCAGAUACCAUUGCGGCGGUGCUCUGUUUCUUCACGUCCUUAAUCACCAUCACUGUGAUGCUGGCUGCCUUGGGUCACCACUGGUUUUACUGGGAUGUUUGGUUUAUCUAUCAUGUGUGUUUAGCUAAGGUAAAAGGCUACAGGUCUCUUUCCACAUCCCAAACUUUCUACGAUGCCUACGUUUCUUAUGACACCAAAGAUGCCUCUGUUACCGACUGGGUGAUAAAUGAGCUGCGCUUCCACCUAGAGGAGAGUGAAGGGAAAAAUGUGCUCCUCUGUUUAGAGGAGAGGGACUGGGACCCCGGAUUAGCCAUCAUCGAUAACCUCAUGCAGAGCAUAAACCAAAGCAAGAAAACCAUAUUCGUCUUAACCAAAGAAUAUGCCCAAAACUGGAACUUUAAAACGGCAUUCUACUUGGCCUUGCAGCGGCUCAUGGAUGAGAAUAUGGAUGUGAUUAUAUUUAUUCUGCUGGAGCCAGUGUUACAGCAUUCUCAGUAUUUGAGGCUGCGGCAGAGGAUCUGCAAGAGCUCCAUCCUUCAGUGGCCGGACAACCCCAAGGCGGAAGGCCUGUUUUGGCAAAGUCUGAAAAAUGUGGUCUUAACUGAAAACAAUUCCCGGUAUAACAAUUUGUAUGUUGAUUCCAUUAGACAGUACUAA
This is a messenger RNA of Odobenus rosmarus divergens (Pacific walrus), 3120 nucleotides long. RefSeq names its product toll-like receptor 8 (gene TLR8). The record is from RefSeq and is a predicted model, not a curated record. Gene Ontology annotation, biological process: defense response to virus; toll-like receptor signaling pathway; positive regulation of interleukin-6 production. Bases 1 to 3120 code for a protein of 1039 amino acids. Gene Ontology annotation, molecular function: protein binding; pattern recognition receptor activity. Gene Ontology annotation, cellular component: plasma membrane. The transcript has a single exon. Lineage: Eukaryota; Metazoa; Chordata; Mammalia; Carnivora; Odobenidae.